CCAAACCAUUUCAUUUUCAUUUUCAUUUUCAUUUUCCCUCACAACAACAAUCUUCAAAUGGAACCAACAACGUGCCUCAAUCUUAACCUCGAUCCUUCGAAGCACAUGGACGAUGUUUUGUUACAAGAGUUGCGUCGUCUAAGUUGCGAGAACAAGAGGUUGACCCACAUCUUGACCCAAUUGUGCGACAAUUACAUGGCUCUGCAAAACCAAUUGAACCAAUUGAUCAACAACACAGAUUUUGAGCAAGACCCAAUUGAGUCUCGCAAGAGAAAAUUAGCUCAUGAAUCUUGCACCAUCAAAUUCAAUGCUGAGUGCAGCUCCAUCACCCACAAAGAUUUCAACUCCUCCCCUAAGGUUUCCAAAGUUCUUGUCAAGACCGAAGCAUCUAAUAAUAGCUUAUAUGUCAUGGAUGGAUAUCAAUGGAGGAAAUAUGGUCAGAAGGUCACUAGAGAUAACCCCUCUCCUAGAGCUUACUUCAGGUGCUCCUUUGCCCCAACCUGCCCCGUAAAAAAGAAGGUGCAAAGGAGUAUAGAGGACCCUACAAUACUUGUAACUACUUAUGAAGGAGAGCACAACCAUGGUCGACAGCAAGCAGAAAUAUCACUUGUAUCAAAGCAAAGUGAAAAUGAAACCCCUAAAGCUAAAGGGUCAAGUCCUGUUUCCUCACCUACUACUACUCCCACCGUAACGCUUGAUUUGGUCAACUCAGGAUUGGUUGAAAAUGGUCAAAAGUCCUCUAUCCAGCAGUUUUUGGUUCAACAAAUGGCCACUUCUUUGACAAGGGAUCCCAAUUUCACAACAGCUCUUGCCACUGCCAUUUCAGGAAAAAUUCUAGAGGCCAAAUGGUGAAUUAAAUUUAAAGAACAAUUAAUCUUCUUUAUUUUAAUUCUAAGAGAGACUAUUUACUUAAAGUAAGUUCAAGUUCAAGCACAACUGCACUGAAGAGGGAUGGUAUUACUCUGUCUGCUGCUUUUGAGAGGAUGCAGAGGCAAAUAGUUGGAAUGUAUAUAGAAAAUUCACUUGAAAAAAGAAUUAAAAGUUGCAAUUUCUGUGCCUCUUGGUAAUAUACAUGUUCUGGAUUUCCUUUUGUGAAAUAAAUUUGUAUAAACUUCUUUUUUU
Cajanus cajan (pigeon pea) is the source of this 1122-nucleotide messenger RNA. Its product is annotated as putative WRKY transcription factor 40. Gene Ontology annotation, molecular function: sequence-specific DNA binding; DNA-binding transcription factor activity. Gene Ontology annotation, biological process: regulation of DNA-templated transcription. The record is from RefSeq and is a predicted model, not a curated record. NCBI's taxonomy places the organism in Eukaryota, Viridiplantae, Streptophyta, Magnoliopsida, Fabales, Fabaceae.